Ceutorhynchus assimilis (cabbage seed weevil) is the source of this 2442-nucleotide messenger RNA. The record is from the annotation of a GenBank genome assembly. Lineage: Eukaryota; Metazoa; Arthropoda; Insecta; Coleoptera; Curculionidae.
GUUAUAAUAUCCGUGACGUCAUUUGAUAGAUAAACUGACGUUUCGGUACAAACCAAUCCUACUCUGCAUACCCCAGCGUUUACUUUUGUCUAAAGCCAGAACCAGUUUUCGCUUGGAAAGGCAAAGUUGUGUGUGUGUUUUUAAGUAGUGAAGUAGAAGGGGGAUUUUGUUUUGGAGAUAAGUGUUUUGUCAUUGGCUUGUUUCAGUUGCUCUUGAAUUAUUUUGUUGAUUUGGUUUUGGCAUAGAGUCCAAAGUCCGGCAACUAGUUCAAAGUUUAUAUUAUACCUACUUUUUUGUUGGCAGUCCAGUAUCUUUUUUUGGUCUAAUCUAUAAAUUUGUUCAAUUUUGAGAAAAGAUUUCAACUCAAAAGGUCGAAAUAAUUGAUCAUGUUUCGCGUGGCCAGAAAUUUGAUUCAACAACAGGUGAAAUCAGAGAAAGCAGUUGUAAGAUGUUUGCAAACUUCCACAACUUCAACCGCACAAGCUGCAGUAAAAGAAAAACCAAAAGCUAAGGCGAGCCAAGGAGAAAAUUAUUCUUUUGUAAUGAAUCUUUUUAAAGGACAAAUCGAGGCUCGUCAAGUGUUUCCUUACCCAAAUGUCUUAAAUGAAGAACAACGAGAAACCUUGGAAAUGCUAGUGGACCCAACACAGAAAUUCUUCGCCGAGGUAAAUGAUCCUAUGAAAAAUGAAGCACUGGAACGUGUAGAAGAGAAUACUUUAGCUGGGUUAUGGGACUUGGGAGCGUUUUCACUACAAGUGCCACAAGAAUUGGGAGGGCUCGGUUUAACAAACACCCAAUAUGCUAGAUUAGUGGAAAUUGUAGGAGGAAAUGAUUUGGGUGUAGGCAUUACGUUGGGUGCACAUCAAUCUAUUGGGUUCAAAGGUAUUCUUUUGUAUGGAACACCCGAACAAAAGGAGAAGUAUUUGCCCAGAGUUUCUAGUGGUACUUUUGCUGCUUUUUGUUUAACGGAACCAUCUUCAGGAUCAGAUGCAGGAUCUAUCAAGACUAGAGCUGUAUUAUCACCUGAUGGCAAACACUUCAUCCUAAAUGGAUCAAAAAUUUGGAUCAGUAAUGGUGGAAUGGCUGAAGUAAUGACAGUUUUUGCGCAGACACCUGUGCAAGAUCCAAAAACUGGCAAAACUGUCGAUAAAGUGACUGCGUUCAUUGUUGAAAGGUCUUUUGGAGGGGUUACUAAUGGCCCGCCAGAGAAAAAAAUGGGUAUCAAGUGUUCAAACACUGCCGAGGUGUAUUACGAAAACGUUCCAAUUCCCAUUGAAAAUGUAUUAGGCGGUGUCGGAAAUGGUUUCAAAGUAGCUAUGAACAUCCUGAAUAAUGGCCGAUUUGGUAUGGCAGCAGCAUUAUCUGGUACCAUGAAAACGUGCAUAAAAAAAUGUAUUGAUUUUGCCAACCAAAGAAAGCAAUUUGGCCAAAUUAUUACCAACUUUGGUAGUGUACAGGAAAAAAUUGCAAGAAUGGCUAUGGUUCACUAUGUUGCAGAAUCAAUGGCCUAUAUGAUUUCUGGUAAUAUGGAUUCUGGAUCUGAACAUUAUCAUCUUGAAGCAGCCAUAUCAAAAUGCUUUGCAUCUGAAGCAGCAUGGUAUGUCUGUGAUGAAGCAAUACAAAUAAUGGGUGGCAUGGGCUUUAUGAAAGACACAGGAUUAGAAAAAAUUCUGAGGGAUUUGAGGAUUUUUAGAAUUUUUGAGGGUACCAAUGAUAUCCUCAGACUGUUUGUUGCAUUAACAGGUAUACAACAUGCAGGAGCACAUCUAAAAGAGCUACAAAAUGCCUUUAAAAAUCCAACAGCCCAUCUAGGAUUAAUAUUCGAAGAAGCUUCUAAAAGAGUUGUAAGAAGUGUAGGAUUAGGCUCGCCUCCAUCAAUGGAACCCCAUGUCCAUGGGGAUCUCAUACAGCCGGCAUCUGAAUUAGCUAGAAGUAUUGAUUCUUUUGGUCAAUCCAUUGAAAUAGUUCUCAUCAAAUAUGGCAAGAGCAUAGUGAAUGAACAAUUUAUACUUAACCGAAUAGCCAGCGCUGUUUUUGACAUUUAUGCUAGUGCAGUUGUCUUAAGUAGGGCCAGUGCUGCAUUGAGGGAAGGGGGAGAGACAGCUCAACAUCAAAAACUGAUGGCUGAAGUCUGGACACUUGAGGCUGCUCAAAGAAUUUCUAGCAAUCUAAAAACUAUUGGAAGCGGCAAGAAUUUGGAUAAUUUCACAAAAAUGUCAUCUAUUGCUAAAAAUAUAUGUAAAGCUGAAGGAAUUGUACAACUAAACCCCUUAAAAUUAUAAUGUUGUUGUGUUCAUCAUAAGAGUAUAUAAAUGUUUUACUUGUAAAUCAAUACGGAAUGUUAAUUUUUAUAUAAUUAGGAUAUUAAAUUAUUAAAUAAAUGUAAGAAAUUAGCAAGUAAAUAUCUAAUAAAAUUUUUAAUAAAAUAUUUUUUUAAAGGCA